Molecule: messenger RNA, 595 nt
Organism: Lycium ferocissimum
Lineage: Eukaryota; Viridiplantae; Streptophyta; Magnoliopsida; Solanales; Solanaceae
Exons: 2
Coding region: 148-585 (145 amino acids)
Source: RefSeq, a predicted model, not a curated record
UUAAAAAGCCACAUGACAUUUGUAAUUAGUCACACAUUUUAAUUUCAGAAUAACUAAAAUCCACCCAAUUUUUAAAAUCCAAACCCAUUGACCCGUUUUAAAGUAAAUGAUACAAUCAGCAGGCCGAGUUUGGGAAGCCAUGGGGAAAUGUUGGUUCAAAUAAUGAGCGAACUAGAGCAGUUGGUGGACAGAAUGGUGUUCGAAAGCUUCGGAGUACCAGAAAAGCACUAUGAAUCACAUAUAGCAACCACUACAUACCUCCUCCGCCCUACCAAGUACAUAGCACCACCAUCAGCGACGGCACACAGCACCAACAAUGUCGGCGCCAAUAUACACACAGAUAAGAGCUUCUCUUUCAGAAUCAGGUUUUGGAUGAGGGAACUGGGUAAUCCAGUGGUCCGCCACACGUUUAGAGAAGCCAACUCAAUUGCACAUCUUUUGGGACAAGAAGGAAUGAAGAAAGCAACACCUAAUCAGCUUGUUGUUUUGCCCACUCUAUAUCAACCUUUGGCGUAUAAUAUAUUACUAGAUAAACAAGGACGCUGUACUAGUGAAAAGUGUCUUGUAAUGCUUGUAAUGUUCUAGCUAAGUUAGG